AUGUCUUGCAUAUCCCGUGGAGGUGAUCAUAUCAACAAGUCAACAUGGAAGCCAAGUGAAGAAACACGAAUGAACUGUAUAAAGGAUCAAGGAUACUUCUAUGGUGGGGGAUUCCCGAUACCCGCCACCAAGAGUGGUGCCAAGUGGAUUCAAGCUUUUGGUUUGGCUUCUCCUGAUAAGGAAGCUCGGAAGGUCAUGAAGCUAUAUCCCAUGUGCAACUCCACUAAAUUCGCACGAUAG
Molecule: messenger RNA, 240 nt
Organism: Botrytis fragariae
Lineage: Eukaryota; Fungi; Ascomycota; Leotiomycetes; Helotiales; Sclerotiniaceae
Exons: 2
Coding region: 1-240 (79 amino acids)
Source: RefSeq, a predicted model, not a curated record